Messenger RNA from Helobdella robusta, 1624 nucleotides. RefSeq lists its product as hypothetical. The record is from RefSeq and is a predicted model, not a curated record. The transcript is spliced from 3 exons. Lineage: Eukaryota; Metazoa; Annelida; Clitellata; Rhynchobdellida; Glossiphoniidae. The coding region runs from base 443 to 790 and encodes 115 amino acids.
AUGUAGAGAAAAAAAUAAUCGAGUGAAAGAGAGGAAGGUAAGAUGUAGAGAGAGAGAGAGAGAAAGAGAGAGAGAAAGAGAGAGAGAGAGUAUUUUAUAUGUGUGAUUAGUUAUUUGUUUAUCAACAAGCGUAAUCUCUAUGUUAUUAUUGAUAUCUACCUUCUAUAUGAAUCAAUAGUUGGAAAGGAAGGGGCUAGAGUCAACACCAACAAUACAACAGCGAACGUAGCAUAUUUCUGGAAUAUUCUAAACAACAACAACAACAUCUUUGGCGUCUACAACAACAACAACGUCAUCAUCAACAACAACCUAAAGACACCUCCUGCUAACAACAACACAUCAACCAACAUACAACCAGCCAGACAGACAGACAGACAGACAGACAGACAGACAGACAGACAGACAAACAGACAAACAACCAACUAACCAACAAACCAAGACAAUGUGUUCCAUGAGAUACGAGGGGUUCGCCACAAUGUACAUGCGGAUGCCUAUGUCCUCCUCCACACUUCCGGUUCAGGGUUCCUGUACUGUAGAAGACAAACGGAUAACCCUCAAAUUCCCAUUCACGGGAAUCGAGUUUGAUCUUCCAAGUUCUCCAAAAGAAUCCCAAAAUGAUUUCGACUUUAAGAUUAGAGGCGCCAGAGGUGACAUGACAAUGACGAUGGGAUACGUUCCGGAGUUGAAGGCCUACACGGGAGUUGGGAAGCAGGAAGAAGAUGAUAUGCCUGUUCUUACUUUUUGCUUUUUUCCUCCUGAAAGUCCCUUGUCUCGUCUGCCCCGCAUCUAAUUGGUGGGGUGUCGGAUGGAGGUCAUCAUCGGUCGGCUGUGAUUGGCUGAUGGGGUGUAGUGUUGUUGUUGUUGCUGCUGUUGAUGUUGCUGCUGAUGUAACGAUGGCGUUUCUUAUGAAAUGACGUCAUAGUGAUGUCACAGUAAAUAGCAAGAUGUGGAUUUUUGAUCUUAUGGCGUCCGAAUGAUAAAUAUUUCGAGAAAUUUAAUUUUUUCAAUUAACGAACUUAAUUUUUAUUUAUUUUCAUAUAUAUGUGUUUGGUUAUUAAUACUUGUAUUAAUUGACGUUUAGUAGUUGAAAUAAUUAUAAUUGUUAUCAUAAUAAAUAUAAUUAAUAAUAAUAAUAAUUAUUAUUAUUAUUAUUAUAAAUUAAAUAAUACUAUUCGGUGAAGGAUUCAUCACCAUUAUUCUAUGUCUGAUUACUAUGUAUUUCUUAAUUGAACCCGAUUGCAUUACUAUGAUUUAAUGCUUUUAGUAAAUGAAAUAAACAUAAGCAAAUAUGUUAAUAUUAUGAAUAAUUAUGUUAAUGUUAUGAAUGAUUAUGUUAAUAUAAUGAAUAAUUAUGUUAAUGUUAUGAAUAAUUACGUUAAUAUUAUGAAUAAUUAUGUUAAUAUCAUGAAGAAUUAUGUUAAUGUUAUGAAAUAAUUAUGUUAAUAUUAUGGCUAGUUAUGAUAGUAUUAUGAACAAUUACGAUGAUAAUAUAGUAGUAGUAUGAUUAUUAUUGAUGGCCUCAUUCGGAUACAUCGCUACUCUGCGAUGGAGUUAAUGAUGUUGUAGUUGAUUUAUUUUUAAAGUCGUGCUGGAUGAUUGGUUGAUAAAUUUUCUCAUUCAUUCA